AUGAUUAAUCAAAUGAAUCAUUAUUCAUCUGAAUAAUUUAAGAACGAACAAACUAAAAGAAACCCUAUUUAUACAAAAAGCAUUUAAGACGCAUCUGUUUAAGCAGAAUUUUCAAAUAUAUAGUUGAUGAAAAUUAUUGAUGAAGUAGAUAAAAUUCAUUAAUAAGAAAAAAAAGCAUUACUAGAGUAAAUCAAAUAUUUAGAAAAAAAACUAUAAUAAACAAAAACAAAACAAUUGAUUUAAUGUAUAAACGACGUUAAGAACAUAUACCUAAAUUAAAUUGAAAUAAAUAAACCGACUCGUAUGGCAUUGGAUUCUUUAGAGUAACUUAUUAAUGAAAAAUAACAUUAUGAAAUUUCAGAUCUAAAAUAUCGCUUACAUCAAGCUGAAAAAGUUUUAAAAUUACCAAUUGCAGAAUUUAAAACUUAUCCUGUGGAAAAACUUGUGAAUUCUAUAAAGAAGUGUCAAUAAUUUGAAUCUGAGAAUAUGAGUUUAACAAAUAUUAUGGAAGAAAUAAAUUAAGCUGAUGAUCACUGGAAUCAAAUUUAAAAGGAAUUAUAUGAUGAAAGCAGCUAUUUGGUAAAUUCAUUAUAAACAACUACUCAAAAUAUAGUGUAUGAACUCUCUUUGUUCGAUUGUUCUAAAUGA
Paramecium sonneborni is the source of this 648-nucleotide messenger RNA. The record is from the annotation of a GenBank genome assembly. NCBI's taxonomy places the organism in Eukaryota, Ciliophora, Oligohymenophorea, Peniculida, Parameciidae.